AUGGAACAAGAACUCCGUGAACUCAAGGAGAAACAGGAAAGACGUCGUGCUGAGCGUGAAGAAGACGAGCGCCAAUUUGCUGAACGUCGUCGCCAGGAUGAGGAGCGCAGACGUAAGGAAGAGGAAGAGCGCAAGGCCAAGAUUGAUGCUGAAAAGAACCGUAAGAACGAUGAAAGAAUGCGUCGUCAACAGAUGAUGGCUGGCUCAUUCGCUGGUCACUCAGUUCAACCUGGAAGUGGAAAGAACUUCACCGUUGAAAAAAGUGACAAAGCUGCUCAGUUUGGUAACCUUGCUCAGGGGGCAAAGAAGAAGGACGGUAUGUCCAAGGAACAGAUGGAGGAGGCGAAGAAGGCAUUCAUCGCUACUGUAUGCCGUGCAGUAGAUAUUUCCUCAUUGCUACCUAACGAUCUGAAGGACAGAAUCAAGGCUCUUCAUCAAAGAAUUACUAAGCUUGAAAGUGAUAAGUACGAUUUGGAGAAGCGCCAAGAACGCCAAGAAUACGACAUGAAAGAGUUGCAUGAGCGCCAACGACAAGUUGCUCGUAACAAGGCUCUUCAGAAAGGUCUUGACCCUGAAGAGGCCGCAUCAUCCCUUCACCCACCAAAGGUCACUACUGCAUCGAAAUUCGAUCGUCAAACUGAUAGACGAUCAUACGUCGAUCGCCGUAUCAUGUUCGAGAAGCCAUUCGUUCCCAAGCCACCCACCAUCGCACAUGGAACUGCCCGCCCACCAAGUGACUGGGGACGUAAGGAUAACGAAGAGCUUGAGCAACUUCGCAAAAAUCUCGAACCACCAAAGUAUGUGGAACAGGUAAAGGCCGAAGGUGAAGCAGCUCGACCACCAGUUGCUCCAAUUCCAUUGCAGUUGCCGGAAAAAGAUUUCGAGGAUGAAGAGCCUCAGCCGGUCAUCGAUAAUCUUAUCCCCGCCCCAGUCGCUUCGUGA
Messenger RNA from Haemonchus placei, 942 nucleotides. The record is from the annotation of a GenBank genome assembly. NCBI's taxonomy places the organism in Eukaryota, Metazoa, Nematoda, Chromadorea, Rhabditida, Trichostrongylidae.